AUGAUUGUGUGGUUUCUCCUUGGAAGCACCCUGGCCGGUUGUCUGAUCAUUGCACUCUACCGACUCCUCGUCCACCCGCUCAAGAAAGUGCCCGGCCCCCGUCUGGCCGCGGUGACAGGCCUCUACGAAGUCUUCUGGAUCGCAUGGAGCUGCACCAGUUAUGACGAGGAGAUUGAUCGAAUGCAUCAAAUUUAUGGCCCCAUCGUUCGCAUCAAUCCCGAUGAGAUUCACAUACAAGAUGACUUCUAUCAGUCCAAGGGUGCCGACGUGGCUUGCCACUCUUGGCACCUAGAGUCAUACACGCCAUCGUGGCAAUGGCAGACCCCGGCGACCUUGGAUCGUCUUCGACGAUGGUCGUGGUGGAAGAUUCGGAGCCCUCUGCAUGCCGAGAUGCUUGGAUUUGUCCAGCACCUGGUUCAGAAGCAUUUCCACUACAACGAGUCCCGCCGACGGGCGGCAACCGUCGCUUCGAGCUCCGGUAACGAGAUCCUUGGCAUUCGUCUUCUGUUGCGGUAUGACCAAUCCCCGGCAAGCGAUCUUGAGGGGGGAACUGCGGCGAGGACAGUCCCCAGUUCAGUUCGCGGCCGAUCACUUUCUAUCGCCGUUCGCCAUCCGGGCGAAUGA
Messenger RNA from Penicillium diatomitis, 624 nucleotides. RefSeq lists its product as uncharacterized. The record is from RefSeq and is a predicted model, not a curated record. NCBI's taxonomy places the organism in Eukaryota, Fungi, Ascomycota, Eurotiomycetes, Eurotiales, Aspergillaceae. The transcript is spliced from 2 exons. Bases 1 to 624 code for a protein of 207 amino acids. Gene Ontology annotation, molecular function: monooxygenase activity; oxidoreductase activity, acting on paired donors, with incorporation or reduction of molecular oxygen; heme binding.